AUGAUUGUGUGGCCUUCAGCUUUAUUGGACGUGUACCUUCCAGCAAUCUUGCUAUUUGCAACUGUUUCCUAUUUGACCGCCGCGCUGACUUCUCUUGUUGGGAAUUCCAGUGGCAGUGCUGCCAUCGACCCUCAUACACUGGAAGAUUGUCUGUACGGUUGGUUCACUGUUAGCAUAUGGCUUUUGAUUGUAAGCGCUGCUCUUUCCAAGGCGGUUGCUGUCCGUAUAGAGGGCGAUUCAUCAAGGAACGAGCUGCGCGCCGCAAAGUCGAUCUUGGCAGGCACAUGUGACGCUGUGGUGGAAUUUGAUGCAGAGUUGAGGCUAGCACAGCCCUCCCCGAAGCUCGCGGACCUGCUCAUGUUAAGCCCUCCAGCGCUUCGCGGGUGA
This is a messenger RNA of Prorocentrum cordatum, 387 nucleotides long. The record is from the annotation of a GenBank genome assembly. NCBI's taxonomy places the organism in Eukaryota, Dinophyceae, Prorocentrales, Prorocentraceae.